Messenger RNA from Cryptococcus amylolentus CBS 6039, 1142 nucleotides. RefSeq lists its product as hypothetical. The record is from RefSeq and is a predicted model, not a curated record. Gene Ontology annotation, biological process: glutathione catabolic process. Gene Ontology annotation, molecular function: glutathione specific gamma-glutamylcyclotransferase activity; gamma-glutamylcyclotransferase activity. The transcript is spliced from 8 exons. NCBI's taxonomy places the organism in Eukaryota, Fungi, Basidiomycota, Tremellomycetes, Tremellales, Cryptococcaceae. Gene Ontology annotation, cellular component: cytoplasm. Bases 158 to 586 code for a protein of 142 amino acids.
AACGGAAGCAAAAAGUCCAGUAACGCAAAAGGCGACGUCGGUCGGUUGUCCUGCGCCUAUUGCCUAUUGCGCCAUCACAAGCAAGAGGGGUCAAGGCUCAUAUUACUUGACUACAUACGCUCAGAGACCUCUCAAACAAGCUGAAUAGAUUGGAAGCAUGCCGUACUGGGUAUUUGGAUAUGGAAGCUUGAUCUUCAAACCACCCCCACACACUGUCGAGCAGAAAUCAGGAUACGUCAAGGGUGUCGUUCGGCGCUUUGCCCAGUCUUCGAAUGACCAUCGUGGGACGCCCGAGUUGCCUGGGAGGGUUGUGACGGUGGUGGAGGCGCCGGUGUGGCAUCGUCUGGAAGGCAAAGAAACUGAAGAUGGACAAGUGCUGGCAGACGAUUAUGUAUGGGGUGUAGCAUACCGGAUAGACCCCGAGAAAGAGGCAGAAGUGCAAGCUUACAUGGAGUAUCGCGAGAAGAACGGCUACACCUGCCACCACGUCCCAGUGUAUGGUCUCUCGGCAGACGGCAAGCAAGAGUACAUUGUUGUUCAAGAUGUCAGCUUCCCUGCCAGCUGUCACUGUCCAGCUAGCUGCUGACUAGAGGUAUAGUCAACGAUAUGGAUAGGAAAGCCUGAUGAUCCUGCAUUCGUUGGAUACGAACCAUUAGACAAGAUAGCGCAAACGAUAGCCGUCCGCUCGGGGCCUUCUGGACCCAACAAAGAGUACUUGUACAAACUCGCAGAGAGCGUCAAGAACCUCUAUCCACAUGUCAAAGAUGACUAUCUGUUUGCUCUGGAGGUAUGUCCCCGCCUCAUCCGCCCAACCUGAGCGGCAUCCUCAUGUGACUUGAAGUCGAGAUGAAGAUGGAGUGGGAAGCUGACGACCUUUGGUUUAGAACAAAGUCAGAACAUUGGACCUCGUUCGAGCAUAGCUCACUUUUUGGGCUAUAUGCAGUUUGCAUGCAUGAUGCCCAUUCGCCUUUUCGUGAACUAGUCACAUUGGGUGCUUAGCUUGGAUUCGCGCGGGUGAGCAGACUUGUGAGGUACACCUUCAAUAAGACUGUGCAACAACAUGAUAUCACUUCCAGUACAGACUAUGCAUAAUGCCGACUCGGAUCAAGGCCCUGUCCUAUGGGUCUAUCAAAGGCUGCACG